AUGGGUAAUGACAAGAGAUCGCGUCCAAAGACGUGGCGCGAACGGUACAAACAACAUGCUUGGAAGAAAAAUAAAUGUAAUCGACCUGAUAGGGUCAAGUGUUUGGAUUUGUACAAUGGUAAACCCAAUAUUAACGUUUCACUAAUCACAAGUUUCUUAAAGGCAAUUGGGGAUAAACCUUGGUAUGAAUCACUUCAGCAUAUGGCAUCCUCCAUAACUAACGCUGGUAAUGACAAAAAUAUUGACCAUGAAAAAAUGUUAGUUAGUGGUACCGAAAUAUUGCGCAAAUACGGCAAAUCUUACUCAAUUAAUGUAUCGCAAGUUGAUUCCGAUGAAAGGUGGUUGCAUAAGUCGGCUAUGGGUGGUGAAGGAGUUACCAAGGGAGAUAGAUUGAAUUCCCUGGCGUUACUAUUGGAACAAAAUCCAAUUUUGAAUUUCUUUUGUAUAAAAAAAUUGUUGGAUAUUGCCCAAUCAAAUGUGAAUCGCGAUAGGAUAACCGCAUUAAAUGCAUUACAUACGUUAUUUGUACAACGAUUAUUACCAAAUAGAAAAUUGUUGUUUCUAUCACAAUACCCUCACAUACUAUCAUACAUUCACAACAAUUCAUUUGAAAUCACUGAUACUAGUGAAGUUACACCAAUUGCUACGCAGUUACUGUUACUGAUUACAUUCGAACAUCAUUUAAAACUUGCAUUUGCAGUGUUUGUGGAUAUUCUUGGCCGUGGCAUAAGUGAUCAUUUAUUUGUCAUUCAAAAGACUUGUAUUGACAUUGCAACUGAUUUGUUAACUCAACAUCCUGAACAGGAAUAUGCACUGUUGCAAAUGCUCACUAGAAAUAUACAUAAUUCUGACAUGAAGAUUUCGUCCAGAGUUUCAUGGAAUCUUAGGCAGGUAACCAAAGUCCACAAGGGCUUUAAGAAGUUCAUAAUUGAACUAAUUGGGAAUACACUGAACCAUAUUUUGCAUCAAAUGAAUGCCAACCUUAAAUCGGCUACUAGAUGGAGAUCCAGCAAAUAUAAGAAUAGACGCGAAAAAAAUAAGGGUUUGUCUCAUAAGGUACAAGAAAACCUCAUUUCUAUAACAAAAUUGUUAAACUUUCUUUCGGAAAUACAGAAUAGGGAUGACCAUGAAACAUUAGAAUCACUAUUAAAAGUUUAUACUUCGUUCAUUGCUGUUUUUUCCUCGGGAAAAGCAAAAACAAUUUAUGUGAAAGAGGAGGCAUCAAGAGUUAUUCGAGCCAUGGCCAUUGGAUUAGACAAAUGUUUAGACCAUUCCAGCAAUAAUUUGGCCAAAAGUGAUAUUAAAAAGAGCAUAGAGUGUUACAUGGAUACUCUAUAUAAGAUUACACAUACGAAUAAAUCAAAGGCAACUGUCAUUACUCUGUUGGGAUUGAUCUACCGAUGUACCAUAGUGUUUGAUUUGGCCAAGAAUCGAUUCUACCGUCUUAUCUACGACAAACUACAGGAAAUUGACAUAUUUGACACUUCAAAUGAGAAAAGAUUAUAUAAUAUUGUGCACCAAAUGUUAUCCCAGGAUGAUAAUAUAUCACGAAUUUCUGCAUUUCUCAAACGGAUACUUCAAUCCUCCAUGCACGAGUCAAACUCAUCCAAAUCACUUGCGUGUCUUAUCAUUGUCCAAAAUAUAAUACGCAAUAAUAAAAAAUUGAAAAUUUUAUUUAAACCAGGCUUGGAUGAUACUUUUGAUGCGGGAAAGCGUGCUCCCGAGUUUUCAAAUGCGGAAAGUAGUUAUUUAUGGGAGAGGCACUUGCUCAAUUCAUCUUAUGAUCCUGCAAUUGCGGCCAAUUCGCGAAAGAUUGAUGGGAAAGUUCGCAAAACUAAGUUUUUCGAUUUUCAGAAGUUGGUUGAGGAAGUGGAACCACAUGAUACCUUUAGGAAGCUAGAAAGUCUAGUGAACUCCAAUUGCAACAUGCAAUAUAACAAAAUACACUUGCAAGUUUAUCGCAAAUUCUUUGAGUUGCAACCAAAAAGGGAUAAAAGUGAUGCAUAUGUCAAUGAUGACAUUGAUGAUGAAAUCUUCUCAAGUUCAGAAUCGGGAUCGGAUUACCAAGACACACUUGAUGCAAUUAACUUUGAUCAAUUCAAGAGUCAGUUGGUUGAACACUCGAUACCCAAAGAACUAGAGAAGAUUUUGAAGAAUAGAAGUUUCAUUAAUGCAGAUGAACUGAGCAAGUAUCUAUGA
This is a messenger RNA of Babesia microti strain RI, 2199 nucleotides long. RefSeq names its product MAK21, NOC1, CEBPZ, ribosome biogenesis protein MAK21. NCBI's taxonomy places the organism in Eukaryota, Apicomplexa, Aconoidasida, Piroplasmida, Babesiidae. Gene Ontology annotation, cellular component: nucleus. The coding region runs from base 1 to 2199 and encodes 732 amino acids. The transcript has 5 exons. The record is from RefSeq and is a predicted model, not a curated record.